AUGAUUGAGACCUUCCUCAAGGAGACUUUUCCGGGGGUGACUCCGACCUCGACUGUGGCGCCCAUCCCCACCGUCGUCCCAGGCAAUGAGCCCAUUUUCCAGGAGAUCCACGAUACUGGCAAACGCACAUUAUGGGUCGUCACCGUGCUCAUGGCCCUGUCUUCCCUGGUGUUCUACGUUCUGGGAGCUCGUGUACCACUGAGCAAGCGCGUCUUCCACACCCUCGUCUCCCUCUCCGCCACCAUCUCCUUCAUCAUCUACCUCGCCCUCGCCACCGGCGGCGGCAUCACCUGGAAAGUCGACACCGUCAAGCUGCACAACAAGCAUGUGCCCAACACGCACCAGGACUACUUCCGCCAGGUGCUGUGGCUGCGCUACGUGCUGUGGUUCCUGACCGAGCCGCUCAGCCUGAUCAGCUUGAGUCUGCUGUCCGGUCUUCCCGGGGCUCACCUGCUGGUGGCCAUCGCCGCCGACUUCGUCAUGCUGGGCUCCGGUCUGCUGGGCACCUUCGCCGGCCACACCUCGCGCCGCUGGGUCUGGUUCACCAUCAGUGCCAUCGGAUACCUGACGACCGUGUACCACAUCAGCGUGAACGGGGCCCGCGCCGCCAGCAACAAGGAUAACCAGACCCGCAAGUUCUUCGGAACCAUCUCCGGCGUGACUCUGCUGGUGAAGGUUUUGUUCCCUGUCACCAUCGCCGCGGGCGCUUUGGCUCUGAAGAUCAACGUCGACGUGGAGACUAUCCUGUUUGCCAUCUACGAUAUCUUCUCCCAGGGAUUGAUCGGAUACUGGCUGAUCAUUGCGCACGACAGUGCUCCGGGAAUCACCCUUAACGUGGACGGCUUCUGGUCCAACGGCAUCGGCAAUGAGGGCGCCAUCCGUAUCGGUGAGGAUAACGGAGCUUAA
Molecule: messenger RNA, 906 nt
Organism: Aspergillus fijiensis CBS 313.89
Lineage: Eukaryota; Fungi; Ascomycota; Eurotiomycetes; Eurotiales; Aspergillaceae
Product: opsin family protein
Exons: 5
Coding region: 1-906 (301 amino acids)
Cellular component (GO): endoplasmic reticulum; plasma membrane
Source: RefSeq, a predicted model, not a curated record